CCCAAAACCGCCCCUAGAAAUCCACCAACGCAGUCCCCAGUAAUGAGUCACUCACCCUUAUAAAUUCAUUUCGACGCCUUGUCACUCGCCAUAUUCCUCCAACAAACGAAAAACAAAUUAUAAUCACCCAAAAAAGCCUCAGCUCUCUUUCUAGGAUUUUUGUCGUAGAAAGCAACAACUAUUCCAUUCUCGAUGGACACUAUGAUCGGAGCACUCGACACGUGUAAGCCCGCUUGCAACGACGUGGGCUGUCUACCCUCAAACGGCGCCGUAUCGACCAUCCAGAGCUCGGUCCCCUCCACCUUCGUGAACUCCACAGAGGCCACCCUGGGCCGCCACUUGGCGCGCCGGCUUGUCCAGAUCGGCGUGACGGACGUGUUCACCGUCCCCGGCGACUUCAACCUGACACUCCUCGACCAUCUCAUCGCUGAGCCAGGCCUUAACAACGUUGGCUGCUGCAACGAGCUCAACGCCGGGUACGCCGCUGACGGCUACGCCCGCUCCCGCGGCGUCGGCGCGUGCGUCGUGACCUUCACCGUCGGCGGUCUCAGCGUCCUCAACGCGAUCGCCGGGGCGUACAGCGAGAACUUGCCGCUCAUUUGCAUAGUCGGUGGUCCCAACUCCAAUGACUACGGGACAAACCGAAUUCUUCACCAUACCAUUGGUUUGCCUGACUUUAGCCAAGAGCUCAGGUGCUUUCAGACGGUAACUUGCUAUCAGGCUGUGGUGAAUAACUUGGAAGAUGCGCAUGAGAUGAUUGAUACAGCGAUUUCAACUUCUUUGAAAGAAAGCAAGCCUGUGUACAUUAGCAUAGGCUGUAACUUGCCUGGGAUUCCUCAUCCAACUUUCAGCCGUGAACCCGUUCCAUUUUCACUGGCUCCGAAAUUGACUAAUCAGAUGGGUUUAGAGGCUGCAGUGGAGGCAGCCGCGGAGUUCUUGAACAAGGCCGUGAAACCAGUUCUGGUGGGCGGGCCCAAACUGCGUGCUGCAAAGGCAUCCGAUGCCUUUGUUGAGCUUGCCGAUGCUUGCGGUUACGCCGUUGCGGCGAUGCCAUCUGCGAAAGGAUUUGUGCCGGAGCAUCAUCCGCAUUUCAUCGGGACCUACUGGGGUGCUGUGAGCACUGCCUUCUGUUCCGAGAUUGUGGAGUCCGCUGAUGCCUAUUUGUUCGCCGGGCCGAUCUUCAAUGACUACAGCUCCGUUGGGUACUCGCUCCUUCUCAAGAAGGAGAAGGCCAUCAUCGUGCAGCCCGAUCGCGUGGUGAUUGCGAAUGGGCCUGCAUUUGGAUGCGUUUUGAUGAAGGAUUUCCUCAGAGCACUUGCCAAGAGGCUCAAGAGGAACACCACUGCUUAUGAGAACUACCACAGGAUCUAUGUUCCCGAAGGGCAUCCUCCCAAGGCUUCGCCAAAAGAACCUUUGAGGGUUAAUGUUCUGUUCCAGCACAUACAGCAAAUGCUGUCUAGUGAGACUGCUGUGAUUGCUGAAACAGGGGACUCUUGGUUUAACUGUCAGAAGCUGAAAUUGCCGCCUGCUUGCGGGUAUGAGUUCCAAAUGCAAUAUGGAUCAAUCGGUUGGUCAGUUGGUGCAACUCUUGGGUAUGCACAGGCUGUGCCAGAGAAGCGAGUGAUAGCAUGCAUUGGUGAUGGGAGCUUCCAGGUCACCGCACAAGAUGUAUCAACAAUGCUUCGAUGUGGGCAGAGGACCAUCAUCUUCCUGAUAAACAAUGGUGGAUACACCAUUGAAGUUGAAAUCCAUGAUGGGCCUUACAACGUGAUUAAGAACUGGAACUACACUGGGUUGGUUGAUGCAAUACACAAUGGCGAGGGCAAGUGCUGGACAGCCAAAGUCCGCUGUGAGGAGGAGCUGAUUGAAGCAAUUGAGACAGCAACAGGGGCUAAGAAGGACUGCUUGUGCUUCAUUGAGGUGAUUGUUCACAAGGACGACACCAGCAAAGAGCUGCUUGAAUGGGGCUCCAGGGUCGCUGCUGCCAAUGGCCGCCCACCCAACCCUCAGUAAACUUCACCCACGUCAAUGAAGUGCUAUCAGCUCAAAACCGAUUCAGCUUUUUUUUUUUUUGUUGGUGUUACCACAGUAUUGAGUAUUGUGAAUUUAUGAAGUUUGUUUCCGGAAAAGUGCGUGUUCGACAUGAGAGUUUAGCUGAGUUCUGUAUAUUUACUUUUGACUUUGAUGAUCCUACUAAAAAAUCGCUACGCUUCAUUUUUCUA
Messenger RNA from Alnus glutinosa, 2222 nucleotides. Its product is annotated as pyruvate decarboxylase 2. NCBI's taxonomy places the organism in Eukaryota, Viridiplantae, Streptophyta, Magnoliopsida, Fagales, Betulaceae. The transcript is spliced from 6 exons. The coding region runs from base 193 to 2013 and encodes 606 amino acids. The record is from RefSeq and is a predicted model, not a curated record. Gene Ontology annotation, molecular function: thiamine pyrophosphate binding; carboxy-lyase activity; magnesium ion binding.